UUUCACGUAGAGGCAGAUUUAAAAUUUAAACACAUCACACACACACAUACACUCUGGAAUAUUGUAUUAGACGUAGGCUACGCUGUAAUGAAUAUAAAAGCAUUUUAUUUUCCCUGAGUGAUUUAACUAGGUAAAGCUAAUUGAUAACGAUGAAGUUAAUCCUCCACUAGCAACCGAGAACAAACAGUUAACUUUUACUUCUGUGCUAACACCCCUUGUGUAUACAUUUUAGCCUUUCAAAAGGUUUAUUAUUUUGUUUGCUGCCUAACAAACCGACUAUGAAAGCAAUAAAAGAGGAGAGUACUGAAAUAAAGGAGAUGAAGGACGAUAAGGACCUCAUCUGUAGUCUUUGUAAGCGCAACGACAACUGUCCAGAAAAGUAUGGGGAGAAGAUCACCCUCGAACAGCACAACCUGACUGUCCACUACUUCUGUUUGCUGGUCUCUAGUGGGGUAUUUCAGAGAGGGGAGGAGCAUGAAGGCAUUCAUGGGUUUCUGGUGAAUGACGUCAAAAAGGAGAUUCGCAGAUCUUCUAAGCUGAAGUGCACGCACUGUAAAAAGCAUGGCGCUUCAGUGGGGUGUUUCAUCAGAACCUGCAGGCAGAUGGUCCACAUGCCUUGUGGAAUAGAGCAGGAGUUUAUAUUCCAGUUCACAGACUCAUUUCCGUCAUACUGUAAAAAGCAUGCGCCUAUUCAGACCUGCGUCUCCACCGAGUCUUCCACUUCCUGCUCUGUGUGUCUUGAGCCUAUUGAACCUGUACUCUCCUACAAUGUGCUUAAGUGUCCUGCAUGUCAUGGAAGCUGGUUUCAUAGGGCUUGUGUACAGCAAUAUGCACACAGUGCUGCUAUGUUCUUCUGCAAAUGCACGCUCUGCAAUAACAAAGACCAGUUCCAGCAAGAAAUGAUUAGGAUGGGAAUAUACAUACCAGAGAGAGAUGCAUCUUGGGAACUAGAAGAAAAUGCCUUUGGAGAAUUGCUGCAAGUGUACCAGCACUGUGAUGCCAGCAAGUGUCAAUCUCAAAAGGGUCGUAAACACGGCACACUCUCAGGCGCUUGGGAAAUAAUUCGUUGUAUGCUCUGUGGAUCCAGGGGAACUCAUCGGAGGUGCUCAUGCCUCAAGCUUUACGAAACUGAUUGGACAUGUGCGGAAUGCAAAGCCGCUGUUGAGGAGAAAAAUUCGGUGACCUUACCCAACUAUGCAAAAUCUCCACUGGCUGAAAGGCAAGAGAGGAAAAGGUUAUUUAAAGGAUGCAUCUCUAACCUUCAUUCCUCCCUCAUCUCUAAAAGGCAGUGUCUGCCAGCCACUUCUGCAGAGAUCCUAAUAGGUCUGGCUUGUCAGAUAUCACAGCAGCAGUGCACAGAGGUGUUAGUGGGAGAUGGUAAUGAUGAUGAGGUGGUGAAAGCAGCUCUUGCGGUUUGCCGGCAAAGUGACUUUAAUCCCUGCUACACACUUUCUGUUAAGUUCUCCAAAGAUAAACUAAACAACAAACUCCGAAAUCAACGUUGGUUCCUCAGACGUCUUGUUCACAACUUGCAGACGUCUGAAAUCUUCGGGGGACCUGAUGGAGCUAAAAACCUGGUUCUGAACUCACAAGCUCUGAGGGACGAUCUUUACUUUGAGGUCGGCAGCCUGUUGGCCAUCUCUUUGGUUCAUGGUGGUCCCCUAGUGAGCUUCUUCUCUCCAGCGCUGUACCACAGUCUGUUCAGCUACCCUAAAGACUACAGACCAACACUACAAGACCUUGGUGACACUGUUUUGGCACACAAAAUCAGAAGAAUUGCAGACGCAAACUCCAUAAGUCAGAUGAGAAGUGCAAUGCUGUCAGCCAGAGAGUACUUGGAAGCAGCAGGCUGUUGGCGAAAAGUCAGUAAGCUCUCGGAGAAAGACAUGUUGGUGGAGGAUGUUCUCAGUUUUUACUUGAUCAUCAGACUACAGUUGCCCCUGCAGAGGUUUCGGGAGGGUCUAAGGACGCUUGGAGUUUUUGAGCAGGUUCAGAUGUGCGCUGAAAGUUUCUAUUCGGUUUUCUGUGGCCCCGUGGAGAGGAUGACAGCUAAAUCCAUCCUGGAGCUCUUUACCACACGGUUUUCAGAGGAGGAAGAUCUGAAAGCAAAAGAAAUCACGACCAUUAACUUUUGGGAACAAUAUCUACAUGAGUGUGAGGAGGGCCAGUGUGCAACAUCAAUCGAGGACAUUCUUACAUUUGCUACUGCUACGGAUGCGGUUCCAGCCAUCGGAUUCAAUACCACACCCACCCUUUCUUUCCUAGACUCUCCAGACCCUACCUGUGGCUUUCCACAGAGCCACUCUGUCAAUCAUCUCGUUCUUCCUAUACUACCCUCUUAUGAGGUCUUCAAGAAACACUUGGACUAUGCAGUGUGUCAGUUUUCUGUUAUGCAGUACAUUUGAAGAAUCUUUUCUGUAUAUUAGACCAUGUUUUACCCAGUUAUCUGCGAAGGUGCUAAAUGUUUAUUUAUUGGAGUUACUGAGUAUUAUUUAAAAUAUUUUUUUAUUUCUAGCUCACAUUAGCAUUACUUUAUUAUGUUAUCUCAACCGUAUGUUAGUGCCCUGCGAUGGGUUGGCACUCCAUCCAGGGUGUAUCCUGCCUUGAUGCCCAAUGACUCCUGAGAUAGGCACAGGCUCCCCGUGACCCGAGGUAGUUCGGAUAAGCGGUAGAAAAUGGAAUGGAACCGUAUGUUACCCUUGAACCCCUUUUUUUACAUUUAUCAGAAAUUUGAUAUCCCCAGCUAUCAUUGUAUUUUAUCAUUGCAAUUAUAAAUAGAGAAUGACAGGGUCUAGGUGGUUAAAGUAUUCUACAAUUCUGUAAAUGCCUUUUACCUUACAAGAAACAUAAAGAGCAAUCACAAGUCAGCCAGUCAUCACAAUAAACCAUGUCGUUUUUCUUC
Molecule: messenger RNA, 2902 nt
Organism: Triplophysa dalaica
Lineage: Eukaryota; Metazoa; Chordata; Actinopteri; Cypriniformes; Nemacheilidae
Gene: g2e3
Product: G2/M-phase specific E3 ubiquitin protein ligase
Cellular component (GO): nucleus
Molecular function (GO): ubiquitin-protein transferase activity
Source: RefSeq, a predicted model, not a curated record